AUGGUCACAGUUUGUGUUGUGCCGCCGCAGACCAAUGAGUUCGCCCUAUCGGUAGUGGAUGCUCCUGUCGAAGUUGCACUUGUUACCAGGGUCUGCCCGGUUCCUGUGAUGGCUUGCGCGCUGGAGCCUGGCGUGGUCAAUGGAUCUAUUGGCUUGGAGGCUGUGGCGCCAUCGACCCGCGAAUCCGGCCGGAGUUCGGAUUCUACCGCGCUUGACGGCGCUGACGAUUGGCCCGUAGUGGGUGCAGAAUCUGACCUUAGAUUAACAUUUUGGGAUGGCGUGGCACUGGGGGCCGUCGUGGUGCCGAGCAUGGUGGCCAGCGUCGUUGACUUCAUCGCCAAGUUGGAGGCACAGCCGAUUGUGCCUACCUGCUGCACUGGAGUUGAAUCCAAACUCGCCGUUCCACCUGCUAACAUCACAUGGACACAGAAUAAUGUGUUGUCCCCUGCACAGUCCCUGUACCGACAAGUUAGCCAUGUGCUGCAGCAGAAUGCGGCGGAAUAG
This is a messenger RNA of Pochonia chlamydosporia 170, 504 nucleotides long. RefSeq lists its product as hypothetical. The record is from RefSeq and is a predicted model, not a curated record. NCBI's taxonomy places the organism in Eukaryota, Fungi, Ascomycota, Sordariomycetes, Hypocreales, Clavicipitaceae. The coding region runs from base 1 to 504 and encodes 167 amino acids. The transcript has a single exon.